Molecule: messenger RNA, 402 nt
Organism: Penicillium taxi
Lineage: Eukaryota; Fungi; Ascomycota; Eurotiomycetes; Eurotiales; Aspergillaceae
Product: DNA-binding protein
Exons: 4
Coding region: 1-402 (133 amino acids)
Cellular component (GO): cytosol; nucleus
Molecular function (GO): DNA binding
Source: RefSeq, a predicted model, not a curated record
AUGGCUGAUGCAGAGCUGGAGGAGAUCAGGCGAGCUCGCCUUGCCCAGCUUCAGCAGGGUGGUUCGAGAGGAGGUGGCCAGGGCCCUAGCCAAGAGGAAAAGAGACAAGCUGAAUCCGACCAACGUUCUUCUAUCAUGAGCCAAAUCUUGGAUCCCGCUGCCGCUGACCGUCUCGGACGAAUUCGCCUGGUUAAAGAAUCGCGCGCAGUUGACAUCGAAAACCGCCUUAUCAUGCUCGCCCAGUCCGGACAACUGCGCCAGAAGGUGACUGAGGACCAACUUAAGGAUCUUUUGAACGCUGUGGCCGAGAACACACGCAAGGAGGAAGAAGAACAAAAAAUCGUGAUUAGUCGGCGCAAAGGCGGCUGGGAUGAUGACGAUGACGAUCUGUUCGACCUAUGA